AUUUAAUUCAGAGCAAUAAGACUUGAUUUCAAACGACGACAGCGGUCUUACCAAGCGAGCUCUCUUUAAAAAUGAAAAGCCUAAAAAGCCUAAGAUGGAUUAUAGCCACCUUAUUAAUUUCAUACGCAGCUGAGAUACUUGCAGCAGCAGAAGAUGAUGAAAAUGACGGUAAGAGUAUUGAUGAGAUUCUGAUGUCCGCGGCUACCAGAAAUUCAGUGGAGAUGUUAGAUCUAUUUCAUAUGAUGGAAGAAAAUAAAAUGAUGGCUAUGGUAGAAUUAGAUAUUUUAUUGAAUAUGACUGAGUUAGCAAGAUAUAAGACUAAUCCAUCCCGUAAUAAGAGAAAAGCUUUACGUUACGGUCAGUACAGAUGGCCUAAGAGUAAGGUUCCAUACGAGAUCACAGAGUCCGAGUUCACUGGACGAGACAUAGAAAUGAUUCAAGAUGCCUUUAAAGAUUGGGAGACAUACACGUGCUUGGAAUUUAAACAAGUUCAAUCAUCUGAUGCAAAUAGGUACCCUGAUAGAAUAGUGUUUAAAAAUGGUGAUGGAUGUUAUUCUAGAUUAGGUCGAGUUGGUGGACCACAACCUAUAGCUUUAGGCAGGGAAUGUCGUCGGAGAGGAAUUGUUGUGCACGAAAUUGGUCAUGCUAUUGGUUGGAUUCAUGAGCAUGCUCGUCCUGAUAGAGAUGAGUAUAUUACGAUUAACUAUGCUCAGAUUCCAUUAAACAAGCAUCCACAGUACGACAAAGUUGAUGCCGGAAUUAUAAAUGAUUUUAAUGUGGUAUAUGACUACACCAGCAUUAUUCAUUACUCUGGAAGGGCUUUUGGAGAAGGAACAAUCAUAACAAAAAAACCAACAUACCAAAACAAAAUUGGACAAAGAGACGGCUUAAGUUUUCGAGAUAUUAAAUUGGCUAAUUUGAUGUAUGGCUGUGCCGCAAUGAAUAAAUGUCCUGAAGAAAAGCAAUGUCCUGGAGAAGGAUAUGUUGGUAAACAUUGUAAAUGUUAUUGUCCUGGUAGUCCUGGUAAACCUAUAGAAGAAUGUCCAAUAACAACAACAACAACAACAACAACAACAAGACAACCCGUUAUAACAACAACAAGGCGACCCGUUAUAACAACACAACCACCAACUAGAGUAUGUAGAGAUGUUAUAACAACCUGCAGUACGUUUAAACAGGAUGGUCAGUGUCAAAGAGAUAAAGCUAGAAUGGCGUUAUACUGUAAAUUAACAUGUGAACUUUGUGAUGAGGAUUUAAAUAAAAUGUGUAUGGAUUUUGGCGAUGCUUGUCCAAUAUUUGCUUCUGCUGGAUAUUGCAGCUUGACAGGAAUUUCCGAAUUCGUAAAAGCAGAAUGUCCCAAAUCCUGUAAAUUAUGUGAACCCCAACUGGCGUGUUCCCAGUCAGAUUUCUUUAACAGUGGAAGCAUUCCAGAUUUAAAUAAACUCUUAAUUUUUUUAGUUGUCACUUUGAUUAAGUUUUAAAUUUCAAAUUCUCGUUGAGUAACAUUAUUUGUUAUAUUUAUAUAUAAUUUAUUUUUUAAAUGUAAAUAAAAAAUUUAUACGAAACGUCACAA
Patella vulgata (common limpet) is the source of this 1573-nucleotide messenger RNA. Its product is annotated as zinc metalloproteinase nas-13-like. The record is from RefSeq and is a predicted model, not a curated record. Gene Ontology annotation, biological process: proteolysis. The transcript has 12 exons. The coding region runs from base 72 to 1481 and encodes 469 amino acids. Gene Ontology annotation, molecular function: zinc ion binding; metalloendopeptidase activity. Lineage: Eukaryota; Metazoa; Mollusca; Gastropoda; Patellidae.